Messenger RNA from Papaver somniferum (opium poppy), 2022 nucleotides. Its product is annotated as PHD finger protein PERSISTENT TAPETAL CELL 1-like. NCBI's taxonomy places the organism in Eukaryota, Viridiplantae, Streptophyta, Magnoliopsida, Ranunculales, Papaveraceae. The record is from RefSeq and is a predicted model, not a curated record. The coding region runs from base 1 to 2022 and encodes 673 amino acids. The transcript is spliced from 3 exons.
AUGAAGCAUUUGAAUUCUACAAGUUUCAAGAAAAGGAAGAGGGUAGAAAGGAUUUUCAGGUUUAGAACGUUUUGUGAACCCGGGCACCCAAUCGAAUUUAAUGGUCCGUUUCGCGAUAACAUCAGAAAACUUGUUGAAUUUGCAAGGGUUGAGAGUAGAUUACCCGAAGGAAUGAAUAGCUGGUCUUUUCAACUUGAACUCAAUCGACAUCCUGCUAUGUGUAUCUCGCUCUUUAUAAUCGAAGAACCAAUGGAGAAAUCUGCUUCACGUCAUUGCCAUUAUUGCAGAUAUGUAGGCUGGGGAAAUCACUUGAUUUGCAAUGAGAGGUUUCAUUUCGUGGUUCCCUCUAAGGAAACUGCAGUGGUGAUGGCAGUAUGUUCAAGCUAUGAAAGUGAGGGUAGUGGACGACCAGCCACAACGACAACUAUCACAGCUGCUGAGAUAUCAAACUUCAUCGAGUUACAGGGACAUCUACUGCAUGGUGUCUUGCACUCCAAUGGAUUUGGCCAUCUCAUCAGCAUUAAUGGGAUCGAGAAGGGAUCAAGUUUGGCUGGCAUUGAAAUAAUGGACUUAUGGGAUAGAAUAUGCACUGGCUUGCGAGCAAGGAAAGUCAGUAUAAAUGAUGUUGCAAAGAAAAACGGCAUGGAUUUAAGGUUGAUUCAUGGGGUUGCAUUCAACGAAUCAUGGUUUGGACGUUGGGGUUACGGAUUUGGUAGGGGAAGCUUUGGUGUUACACAACCCAUGUACCAGAAAGCCAUAGAGGCUGUGCAAAGCAUUCCCUUAUGCUUACUCAUUCAACAUUUAGACACUUCAUACCAGGAAAUCCUAGUCAUUUUUAGUAAGUAUCAAUCUCUUUCCGGCAAUCCUUUGUUAACAUUAGGUCAUAUUUUCCGUUUCAUGCAAGAACUAAAGGAGCGUCUUCAACCGGACAUUUGCCAUCUAUCUUCAUCAAAUAAUAACACCACAAGUGCUGGAAUUACUGCCGUCAGUGCAGAAACCGCUUGUCGAUGGUCUACCAAGAGAGUGGAGAUGGCAACAAGAGUCAUCGUUGAAGCUUUAAUGAACGCAGAGUUUCGAUGGGUUUCAAGGCAAGAAGUAAGGGAUGCCGCUAGAGUUUAUAUCGGUGACACCGGCCUACUUGAUUUUGUUCUAAAAUCUUUAGGAAACCAAAUUGUUGGGAGCUAUGUGGUUCGCCGAACUGUAAAUCCAGUAACAAAAGUUCUUGAGUACUGCUUGGAGGAUUUAUCAACUAAUUUUCGGGAAGGUUUUUCUCCGGGUGACCCCACUAAGAAAUAUCGUCACCAAAUUACUAGAAAUCAACUCAUGAAGGACUUAUUCUACUUGUACAAAUUCAUCUUCAAAGAACCAAAACUAUCACAAAAUAUUGGCCUACUUUCUGUGAUACCAAUAGCUGUAAGGAUAAUUCUUGACUCUAAAUAUCUCAUUAAGGAUUACAAAGGAGAAUUAUGCCAGAAAACUGAGAUUGGUAAUGAAGAGAAAUUAAAGCUUUUAUGCUCAGUCAGGUUGAAGAAUGACGGCCAUGAGGAGAUGGAAAUAACCAAGAGGAUUUUAGAACAGCCUUCACCAUAUGAGGACUUGGUCAUUUUGCCUCCCAAUGCUACAUUUAGAGAACUGAAGAUAGAAGUGGAGAGGAGGUUUAAGGAGAUGUAUUGGGGUUUAAAGAGUUUCAUUGCAGAGUCAGUUCAAAAUUUGAUUGCCGUAGAAACGGAUUUGGUUUAUGGUUUGGUUGAACCAACAGGAACUAGUAUUGUUGUUUCUGGAAAAAUUGCUGAUAGGGAGAUUAACAUUGAAGAAAUUUUCGAGGACAAGAACCAGAAUAUGAUAAUUGAUUGUCCUUGUGGAGCUAAGGAAGAUGAUGGAGAACGGAUGAUUGCUUGUGAUAUUUGUGAAGUUUGGCAACAUAUGCGCUGCGUUCAACUCACCAAUACGGAAAAUGUACCUGACAUCUAUCUGUGUAACCGGUGUGAGCACGACAUAGUCCUCUGUCCUAAUCUUCCAUAG